Molecule: messenger RNA, 2574 nt
Organism: Salvelinus namaycush (lake trout)
Lineage: Eukaryota; Metazoa; Chordata; Actinopteri; Salmoniformes; Salmonidae
Product: intestinal-type alkaline phosphatase-like
Exons: 11
Coding region: 1-2574 (857 amino acids)
Biological process (GO): dephosphorylation
Cellular component (GO): plasma membrane
Molecular function (GO): alkaline phosphatase activity
Source: RefSeq, a predicted model, not a curated record
AUGUACCAGUGCCAGGAUGUACCAGUACCAGGAUGUACCAGUGCCAGGAUGUACCAGUACCAGGAUGUACCAGUACCAGGAUGUACCAGUACCUGGAUGUACCAGUACCUGGAUGUACCAGUACCAGGAUGUACCAGUGCCAGGAUGUACCAGUACCAGGAUGUACCAGUACCAGGAUGUACCAGUACCUGGAUGUACCAGUGCCAGGAUGUACCAGUACCAGGAUGUACCAGUACCAGGAUGUACCAGUACCUGGAUGUACCAGUACCAGGAUGUACCAGUACCUGGAUGUACCAGUACCAGGAUGUACCAGUGCCAGGAUGUACCAGUACCAGGAUGUACCAGUACCAGGAUGUACCAGUGCCAGGAUGUACCAGUACCAGGAUGUACCAGUACCUGGAUGUACCAGUGCCAGGAUGUACCAGUACCAGGAUGUACCAGUACCUGGAUGUACCAGUGCCAGGAUGUACCAGUACCAGGAUGUACCAGUACCAGGAUGUACCAGUGCCAGGAUGUACCAGUACCUGGAUGUACCAGUACCAGGAUGUACCAGUACCUGGAUGUACCAGUACCAGGAUGUACCAGUACCUGGAUGUACCAGUACCAGGAUGUACCAGUACCUGGAUGUACCAGUACCAGGAUGUACCAGUGCCAGGAUGUACCAGUACCAGGAUGUACCAGUACCUGGAUGUACCAGUACCAGGAUGUACCAGUACCAGGAUGUCCCAGUGCCAGGAUGUACCAGUACCAGGAUGUACCAGUACCAGGAUGUACCAGUGCCAGGAUGUACCAGUACCUGGAUGUACCAGUGCCAGGAUGUACCAGUACCAGGAUGUACCAGUACCUGGAUGUACCAGUGCCAGGAUGUACCAGUACCAGGAUGUACCAGUACCAGGAUGUACCAGUGCCAGGAUGUACCAGUACCUGGAUGUACCAGUACCAGGAUGUACCAGUACCUGGAUGUACCAGUACCAGGAUGUACCAGUGCCAGGAUGUACCAGUACCAGGAUGUACCAGUGCCAGGAUGUGCAAACUUUAAGCAAGACAGGUUGCUGGGAGGAGCAGGAGAAAGAGAGGGACCCAGCCUAUUGGAAUGCUCAGGCCAAGGAGACACUCCAAGCCGCGCUGAGACUCCGCCCCCGAGUGCACCGCGCCAAGAACAUCAUCCUCUUCCUGGGGGACGGGAUGGGUGUGUCCACUGUGUCCGCGGCUCGCAUCCUGAGGGGCCAGAUGGACGGAAGGUCGGGGGAGGAGACAGUGCUCGCCAUGGAUACCUUCCCUUACCUUGCGCUCUCUAAGACGUACAGUGUUGAUAAGCAGGUAGCAGACAGCGCUAGCACGGCUACAGCGUACCACUGCGGAGUGAAGGCUAACGCUAAGACAGUGGGCCUUAGCGCCAAUGCAGUGGCCUACGAGUGCAACACCACGUUUGGGAAUGAAGUGUACUCCGUGCUACAUCGCGCCAAAGCACAAGGGAAGUCAGUGGGCAUCGUGACCACCACUCGUGUACAGCAUGCCUCUCCUGCUGCCGCCUAUGCCCACUCAGUGAGCCGUAGCUGGUACAGCGAUGCUGACAUUCCCUCUAGUGCCCGCCGACAGGGCUGUGUCGACAUUGCCACACAGCUGGUGACCAACGUUGACAUUGAUGUUAUCCUGGGUGGGGGGCGGAUGUAUAUGACACCAAAGGGAACUCCAGACCCUGAGUACCCCACUUCCUCGUCCCGGAAAGGGGAUCGGAAAGAUAAGAGGAACCUCAUUGACGUCUGGAUGAAGGCUCAGCAGCACAAGAAUUCCCAGUAUGUUUGGCACAGGAAGCAGUUUGACGAGAUUAAUGUAAAGACUACCGACCGUCUCCUGGGUCUCUUUGAGCCAAAGGACAUGAGGUUUGAGGUUUUCCGGAAUGCCACACGUGACCCGUCCAUCGUCGAGAUGACAGAGAAAGCCAUUCAGAUCCUCAGCAAGAACCCCAAAGGCUACUUCCUCUUUGUAGAAGGAGGGAGAAUUGACCACGGGCACCAUGAUGGCAUUGCCAAGCUGGCGCUGACUGAGGCUGUGAUGUUUGACCGGGCGGUACAACGAGCCUCCCGGCUCACCAGAGAAUCAGACACCCUCACUGUCGUAACCGCAGACCACUCCCACGUCUUCACCUUCGGAGGAAACACCCCCCGUGGAAACCCCAUCUUUGGUUUGGCACACAAGAAGGCAGAUGAUAGGAUGCCAUUCACUAGCAUCCUGUAUGCCAACGGUCCUGGUUAUGUACAUGUGAAUGGAACGAGAGGAAACAUCACAUUGGUGGAUUACUACGAUGAAGAGUACAUGCAGCAGGCUGCAGUCCCUCUGGACUCUGAGACCCACGGCGGGGAGGACGUGGCCAUCUACGCCAAAGGCCCCAUGGCCCACCUCUUUCACGGGGUCAAAGAGCAGAACUAUAUCGCCCACGCCAUGGCCUACGCAGCCUGCAUCCAACCCUACAUGGACUGCCCACCACAUCCGCCCGCCUCAACUGGACACACACACACCCUCUCCGGGCUGCUUCUCUGUCUGGCCAGCCUCCUCUGGCUCCUGUUCAGAUGA